Molecule: messenger RNA, 651 nt
Organism: Protopolystoma xenopodis
Lineage: Eukaryota; Metazoa; Platyhelminthes; Monogenea; Polystomatidea; Polystomatidae
Source: the annotation of a GenBank genome assembly
AUGUCGGCGACAGGACUUAGAAUAGGUGCUUCUUAUUUGGAUCCCAGCUCAGAUAACUCCUAUUCCAUCAGACUACUUGAAUCCAAGUCUGAACACGACUACGCCCGUUCUCCUAGAGGCCCGCUUCCUAUCGGCUUGAUCCCUAAUGCAGGAAUUGUAUAUCAUCGCCCCCGCGAUCCUCGUUCAUCCGUUGUAUCUCCAACAAUGUCCUACGCCCCUGGAUGUAAUUUAAUUUGGCCUAAUCUAGGUCCUGGCUAUUAUCCUUGUUCUAGUCCUAGUUCUAGCUUCUUUGGUUCCUUCCAUCAGAUGAACAAUUCGAUGUUAACUCCGAGAUCCCCUUCUUCGCAAAUUGGUCUAUAUCGUAACCUAUCGCCAACACAAACUCAAGAACAACAGUCGACCUGUCCGAAUCCACGGUUUACCAAUGUUUUCUAUCAACUCCCUGGACCUGUUUCCUAUCCGAAAGGGCAUUUUGUUUCCCCAAUAGUAAUGCCGAUGCGUAUGAAUACAGCGCGGCAAUCGGGCUCCGAAAGUGGAUUUGAUACAUCACAGGUUCAACUAAUGGCCCGGAGACCAGGUCCUUUCCAGAACAGACCACAAGUACUUGACCUAUUUCGAUUUCAUCGAUCCUACAAGUAUUCUCCUUUAUAG